CUCGCCAUCUUCCACUAUCUCAUCUCUUUAGUGUAUUGGAACAAUAUCCCCCAAGUCGUGUCUCCUGGUCCCCUCUUCGUCCACAAUAGGCGCAACCCCUCCUUAUAAUGGCCUCUGAAACAGAUAAACUAAAUGUAGACAACAUCAUUCAGAAGUUAUUAGAAGUUCGUGGCUCUAGACCUGGUAAGAACGUACAGCUAACGGAGGCAGACAUUCGUGGGCUUUGUCUCAAAUCCAGGGAGAUCUUUCUCAGCCAACCGAUUCUUUUAGAAUUGGAAGCUCCAUUGAAAAUAUGUGGUGAUAUUCACGGUCAAUAUUAUGACUUGCUUCGUUUAUUUGAAUAUGGAGGUUUCCCUCCAGAAUCCAAUUACCUAUUUUUAGGAGAUUAUGUCGAUCGUGGCAAGCAAUCCCUCGAGACAAUAUGUCUCCUACUUGCGUACAAGAUCAAAUACCCCGAGAACUUCUUUCUACUAAGAGGGAAUCACGAAUGCGCCAGUAUAAACCGGAUAUACGGGUUUUACGAUGAGUGUAAAAGACGGUACAACAUUAGACUAUGGAAGACAUUCACUGAUUGUUUUAACUGUCUACCAGUUGCUGCCAUACUUGAUGAAAAGAUAUUCUGCUGUCAUGGUGGUUUGUCUCCUGAUCUACAGUCCAUGGAACAGAUAAGACGUAUCAUGAGACCCACAGAUGUUCCCGAUCAAGGAUUACUCUGUGAUCUGUUGUGGGCUGAUCCUGAUAAAGAGACAGUUGCUUGGGGAGAGAAUGAUAGAGGUGUCUCCUUCACGUUUGGCCCUGAGAUUGUUUCUAAAUUUCUCUGCAAGCAUGACCUCGACCUAAUCUGCCGAGCUCACCAGGUUGUAGAAGAUGGUUAUGAGUUUUUUGCUAAGCGUCAGUUAGUAACUUUGUUCUCUGCUCCCAAUUAUUGCGGUGAAUUUGACAAUGCAGGGGCAAUGAUGAGCGUUGAUGAGACCUUAAUGUGUUCAUUUCAGAUUCUAAAGCCAGCUUCUGAUCGAAGGAAGUUUUUCCCUUACGGUGGAAGUAGUCAAGGAUCCCGCCCUCAGACUCCGCCCAGAGGAUCCAACGGGAAGAAAGGAAAGAAAUGACGUCCUUAAAAAUGCAAGACCACCUUCCCCUCCUCCUUCUCAUUCGCUCUCUUUCUCUCUCUCACUUUAAACUUUGGUACUUCUCUUAUUAAUAUUGAAAUUAAUAAUAAUAAUAAUCGUUAUUAUUAUUAUUAAGUGUUUUGUUCUAGCGAUGCUUCUCUCCUUAGUUGUAAAAAUGACGAAAUAAUAUAACGUAUUAAUACAGUAAUUAUUAUUAUUAUUAUUAUUAUUAUCAUUAUAGAUUUUAUGCAUUUUUCUCCUUUUCUUUCUCUUAAUUUUUUUUCAUGAAAAGCUCUCUUGCUGACUCUUCUCUCUCUCACUCUCUCUUUAUGCAUAUACAUUAUGUAUUUGUGGUUUUAAUUUUUGUCUAUUUUUCUUGGUUUUUCAAGCAAACUUUCAUUAUGAUAAUAGUA
Molecule: messenger RNA, 1519 nt
Organism: Amphimedon queenslandica
Lineage: Eukaryota; Metazoa; Porifera; Demospongiae; Haplosclerida; Niphatidae
Product: serine/threonine-protein phosphatase alpha-2 isoform
Exons: 8
Coding region: 108-1106 (332 amino acids)
Cellular component (GO): nucleus; cytoplasm
Molecular function (GO): protein serine/threonine phosphatase activity
Source: RefSeq, a predicted model, not a curated record